Phasianus colchicus (ring-necked pheasant) is the source of this 1874-nucleotide messenger RNA. It is a transcript of the gene ZDHHC16, whose product is annotated as zDHHC palmitoyltransferase 16. NCBI's taxonomy places the organism in Eukaryota, Metazoa, Chordata, Aves, Galliformes, Phasianidae. Gene Ontology annotation, molecular function: palmitoyltransferase activity. The record is from RefSeq and is a predicted model, not a curated record.
GCCGGGCAUGGCGGCGGGCGGCGGGGAGCGGGCGGCAGGUGCAGCUCAGCAGGGAUGAGGAGCCGGCAGCGGAUGUUCGCAGCGGUGAUGCGUCUGCUCCUCAAGUGCCUGCGUCUGGGCCGGCGGCGGCGCUUUAAGCUGCUGCGGCAGGCAGGACAGCUGUGGCACUACGGGCACCUUUGCCUCCGCUCCCUGCUCUACAAUUCCUUCACCAACAGCGACGUGGUGCUUGACUCUCUCUUUGAGCCUGUCUACUGGCUGGUGGACCACGUCACCCGCUGGUUUGGUGUGGUGUUUGUGGCACUGGUGAUAGGGUUGACAAGCUCCAUCGUGGCCAUCGUAUACAUCUGCCUGCUGCCCCUCAUCCUGCAGACAUACACACCUGCCUGGAUCUGCUGGCAUCUUGCCUACGGACACUGGAACCUCAUCAUGAUUGUCUUCCACUACUACAAGGCCAUCACCACCUCGCCUGGGCACCCACCGCAGGCCAAGAACGAUCUCACUGGCGUCUCCAUCUGCAGGAAAUGCAUUGCCCCCAAGCCGGCUCGCACCCACCACUGCAGCAUCUGCAACAGGUGUGUGCUGAAGAUGGACCACCAUUGUCCCUGGCUCAAUAACUGUGUUGGGCACUACAACCACCGCUACUUCUUCUCCUUCUGCCUCUUCAUGACCAUGGGCUGCAUCUACUGCAGCAUCAGCGGCUGGGACAUGUUCCGGGAUGCCUAUGCAGCCAUUGAGAGAAUGAAACUGCUUGAGAAGGAGAGACUGCAGGUGGCCGCCAACCAGACAUAUUACCAGACCCCACCACCCACCUUCUCCUUCCGCCAGCGAGCUUUCCACAAGAGUGUGGUCUACCUCUGGGUCUUGUGCAGCUCAGUAGCAUUGGCCCUGGGUGCCCUCACACUGUGGCAUGCUGCCCUCAUCACCCGUGGGGAAACCAGCAUUGAGAGGCACAUCAAUAAGAAGGAGAGACAGCGACUGCAGAAGAAAGGCAAGGUGUUCAGAAACCCCUACAGUUACGGCAGCUGGGAUAACUGGAAGAUGUUUCUGGGAGUGGACGUGCCAAGGCACUGGCUCACCCGUGUCCUGCUGCCCUCUCCUCACUUGCCCCAUGGAACAGGCCUGAGCUGGGAGCUGCCUCCCUGCAUGACUGAGCAGCGCGCACCGCUCCUGGCCAUCUGAGGCCUGGAUGCUGCAGCAGUCCCUCCCUGCUGGCAGGGGAGCACACAGGGGACCCACUCCACAACCACAGCUCAAUUUGGCCUAAGUGGGUGGUGGAAGGCAGGUGCGCCAGCACACACCUCUUACCAGAGCCAGAGCUCUGGGAAAUGGAACUUUGAGGCCUGGUUGCCUGCUCUAUUAGCACCUCAGUGGCUGCAGGCAGCCCUCGGGAAGGGGGCAAAGCUGCUGUUCCUGUCUAGGUGAAAGUACUGCUCUCACAACGCACCAGUGUGGGCCAGUACAGGGCCUGGUGUCGCUCCAUGACAGGGCAGGGGGCAGAGGAUGGCUUAACUGCCCCCUAAGCAUUCCCCAGGGAGACUUUUUAAGAGCAUCCAAUAAAGGUGUUUGUGUUGUUUGUUUUUUUUAUAAAAAAGGAUGUUUGACUCUUUUUGGUGGUGGGGGAUACAGCUGGCUGAGGGCAGAGGAAGUCUUAUGAUUCCAGCUUGCAAGGAGGAGUAAGGGCCUGCACCCAGCACCUUCAGCUGUGUGACAGCUAGCACAGGCACUGGGGUCUCAGCCUGGGCUGCACCGAAACCCCACAUAGCAUUACCAAAACAGACAAGUUUAUUCCUCUUGCACAUGGGGGUGCUGUACAGAGCACCUGUGUGCACAAGCCUGCCCGUGCAAUUCACACAUGGCAAAUCUGUCCCUCA